CCUGGCCAAUUUAAAGCUUGUGGAUAUUUCUUCCCCCUCGGGGAAAGCUUAUGUGAGGAUUUUCUUUUCUAACAGUUCAUUCCGUGAAACCAUUUUUUUUCCUUGUUUGCUGUUAGAAAAUGUUGGAGCUGAACAUAAGGCUUUCAUUGCAGAUUGCUAUCAAGGGAACUAAGAAAGGAUGUAGGCAUAUUGUUAAUGUCUCUCUUCAAGCUGUAUUUGAGAGAGCUGAACUGUGCGUGCCAGGUGAUCUGCAGGGGAGAAGAGCAUCAUUAUUAAAAGGCGUAGACGUUCCAUGCCAUUUGUGCUUCUGCGACCUGUAGUGCAGCUAACGGAGGCCAACAUUUUUAGUGCAUCCAUAGGAAGCGUCUCCACUACAGCCUUUCACCACACGAGAGACAGACUGAAGAUGUAGGCAGCUGACAAAUGUGAAAGCAAUGAAGAGGUGUUCUGAGGUUGACAGCACUUUUCAUAGUACACGCAUUUUCUGGGAAAGGCAUGAGAAGGGAGAUAAACAGGCCAUGAUUUUGGCAAGCUGAGAAGAAGCUGUAGCAGACCAAGAUGUUCCAAAAAGAAGAUUACAUCAAAAAGGUCCUCAGGCUCCAUCAACCACCGUCUGAUCAUAUUGCAACAAUGUAAGUGCUGCCAUGAGGAUCAGGACAUGUCCUGUCUGCUUCACAACUUGUCUUUUGUUCCUGCUGGAUAUACACCAGAGAGAGCUCCAUAUAGAGGCACAGCACACAUUUCAAGAGAGCUGACAAACCAGUCCCUGCACAUACAUGUAUCUGUGUAAGAGUACUCCAAGACCAGAGGCCUCUGUGGCACUGUAUGGAUAUAAGAACUGUUGCAUCUGUGGGGUUAGACUCUGCUUUUUUAAGAUAUGAUGCUCCGACGAGGAUUUAUUCUAUUUCUUCCCCGACUUGUAGGCCUGCUGGUGGUGGCCUGUUGCUCAGUGUCUAUUGUCUAUAUGUUGGCUUGCACACCCAAGGGUGACAACCAGCAGCUUGCCUUGCCCAGGGUGCACAGUCCGACUGUGAAGGAGGGAUAUGAAGCUGUUCUGCAAGAGCGAGAAGAGCAGCACCGCAAUUACAUCAUCAGCUUGAAGAAACAAAUUGCCCAGUUGAAGGCUGAGCUCCAGGGCAGGACCGAGCAGCUAAAGAACAUGCAGAACUGGUACCCAGACCCCUUGGACAUUCAGCUUGACCACAGUAAGCCAGAGAAGGCCCAGGCCAACCUGUUGGCUUUCCUCCGUUCCCAAGUAGACAAAGCAGAGGUGCACAGCGGUGUGAAGCUGUCCACAGAGUAUGCGGCAGUGCCCUUUGAGAGCUUCACCCUCCAGAAGGUGUACCAGCUGGAGACAGGGCUGACACGGCACCCGGAGGAGAAGCCCGUAAGGAAGGACAAGCGAGAUGAGUUGAUAGAGGUGAUUGAGUUAGCAGUGGGGAGCUUGAACAAGCCAGACGGGGUCAGCAAAGCAAAGCCCCGUGUAUACACAGCCUCCGACUUCGUUGAAGGGAUCUACCGUACAGAAAAAAAUAAAGGCACAUUGUAUGAGCUGACUUUCAAAGGAGAUGCAAAACAUCAGUUCAAGAAGAUUGUUUUAUUCCGGCCAUUUGGUCCUGUAAUGAAAGUGAAAAAUGAAAACCUCAAUAUGGCUGAUACACUUAUUAAUGUCAUUGUGCCGUUGGCCAAGAGAGCCAGCAAAUUUCGGCAAUUCAUGCAGAAUUUCAGGGAAAUGGGCAUUCAGCAGGAUGGAAGAAUUCAUCUCACUGUAGUUUACUUUGGAAAGGAACAAAUGAAUGAAGUAAAAUCAAUACUUGAAAAUACCUCUAAGUCAGCCAACUUCAAGAACUUUACCUUCAUCCAGUUGAAUGAAGAGUUUUCCAGGGGCAAAGGAUUAGAUGUUGGUGCUCGAUUUUGGAAAGGAAACAAUGUUGUUCUCUUUUUUUGCGACGUGGACAUAUACUUCACAGCCGAAUUCUUGAACUCCUGUAGAUUGAACACACAGCCAGGGAAGAAGGUAUUUUAUCCUGUUCUCUUCAGCCAGUAUAACCCCAGCAUAAUUUAUGGUCACCAUGAUUCCAUACCAUCUUUAGAACAGCAGCUGAUUAUUAAAAAAGAAACUGGAUUUUGGAGAGACUUUGGUUUUGGGAUGACUUGCCAGUACAGAUCUGAUUUUAUCAACAUAGGUGGUUUUGACCUGGACAUUAAAGGCUGGGGUGGUGAAGAUGUGCAUCUGUACCGCAAGUACCUUCACAGCAACCUCAUGGUGAUCCGAACGCCUGUCAGGGGUCUCUUCCAUCUGUGGCAUGAAAAGCAGUGUCUGGACGAGCUGACCCCCGAGCAGUACAAAAUGUGCAUGCAGUCCAAGGCCAUGAAUGAGGCUUCUCAUGGCCAGCUUGGGAUGCUUGUUUUCAAGCAAGAGAUUGAGACACACCUGCAUAGACAGAAAUUGAGCAGUAAGAAGACUGCUCAAUGAAUCCAGAAAGGGAGGUUGAAAGCCUCUGAACUGGACUUCAGGGUGUUUUGGAAAAGAGGUUUUAACCAGAAACGUCGGGAUGAGACUGAAAGAGGAUGGAGAUUCCAGCAGGAUGGCAGCAAAAGAAGAGGGAGAACGUCUGUCCUCCAUACUUUUGUUUUUAUUCUAAUGGGGUUUUUAAGUACUCCACUAUGUUGACUGUUCAACACUUGCUUCUGGGGAAGACUUGAACACUUGAUGAGACUCAAGGUCACAUCAGAGAGACAAUAAACAUUAUAUAUUAUUAUG
This is a messenger RNA of Passer domesticus (house sparrow), 2764 nucleotides long. RefSeq names its product chondroitin sulfate N-acetylgalactosaminyltransferase 1 (gene CSGALNACT1). The transcript is spliced from 11 exons. The record is from RefSeq and is a predicted model, not a curated record. NCBI's taxonomy places the organism in Eukaryota, Metazoa, Chordata, Aves, Passeriformes, Passeridae. The coding region runs from base 878 to 2476 and encodes 532 amino acids. Gene Ontology annotation, molecular function: glucuronosyl-N-acetylgalactosaminyl-proteoglycan 4-beta-N-acetylgalactosaminyltransferase activity. Gene Ontology annotation, cellular component: Golgi cisterna membrane.